Penicillium angulare is the source of this 396-nucleotide messenger RNA. It is a transcript of the gene pfy1, whose product is annotated as profilin. Lineage: Eukaryota; Fungi; Ascomycota; Eurotiomycetes; Eurotiales; Aspergillaceae. The coding region runs from base 1 to 396 and encodes 131 amino acids. Gene Ontology annotation, molecular function: actin monomer binding. The record is from RefSeq and is a predicted model, not a curated record. The transcript is spliced from 5 exons. Gene Ontology annotation, cellular component: cell cortex.
AUGGGCGCACACUCUGCUGUUUGGCAAGGUUAUGUCGACUCCAGCCUGAUGGGCUCGGGUCAAUUCGACAAGGCCGGUAUUCUGGCCGCUGACUUCUCCGGCCUCGAGGCUCAGUCUCCUGGUUUCCAGCUUUCCCAGGAGGACAUUAACUCCUUGGCUGCUGCCUUUACUUCUGAUGCUACUGCUUUCGCCAAUGGUUUCUCUAUUGGUGGUGAGAAGUUUGUUACUAUCCGCGCGGAUGCUCGCUCCCUAUACGGAAAGAAGGGCAAGGAGGGCGCUAUCGUUGUCCGUGCUUCCGCUUGCACUAUGAUCGCCCACCACGGAGAGAACGUUCAGACUACCAACGCUGCUACCGUCGUCGAGAAGCUCGUCGACUACAUCAACAACCCCCAGUAA